This is a messenger RNA of Cladocopium goreaui, 1368 nucleotides long. The record is from the annotation of a GenBank genome assembly. Lineage: Eukaryota; Dinophyceae; Suessiales; Symbiodiniaceae.
AUGAAAUCGCGACCGCGGAAGUCGGGCUUUACGCUCGUCGAGCUGUUGGUGGUCAUCGCCAUCAUCGGCAUUUUGAUUGCCCUGCUGCUUCCAGCAGUUCAGGUGGCCCGAGAAGCGGCCCGCCGUAUGAACUGCCAGAGCAACAUGAAGCAGAUUGGCAUCGCCAUGCACAACUACUUGGCUGCCACGGGCACGUUCCCACCGGGCAUCAUUGCCUUGUCGUACGAUGCCGAGGAAGGGGCCGCCGGAAAUAUUGAUGACGCAUUCAAUGGCGAUCUCUUCUUUAACAAUGGCUUCGCUUGCCUGUUGCCCUACAUGGAACAACAGCAGAUCACCGAAGUGUGGGAUCAAAACCGUGCUUGGUACGAUCAGCCAAAUGUUGGUGGGCAACCCAAUCCAAUUUAUACCUCCGUCGUGCCGGGGUUCAUUUGCCCUUCAAACUCUGACAAAGACAAUCCCGUGACCGAUUCGUUCUUUGUCUCCCUGCUGGAUAGCCUUGGCGAUCUUGCUGACGCAGACGACAUUAUCAAUACCGUCGGUUUAGAGUUCUCCUUAGGUGAUUACCUGCUCUGCAAAGGAGUCAGUGACGCUUGGUGCCUCAGCAAUGGUUUGGCUUUAAGCUACGAUGGAUUGCAACCCUACCUCGACGCAGCUUCCGGUGGCGGACUGAACCCCGUGCCGUGGGCGCAGCGUGAGCGAGGGAUGUUUGACAUUACCGGUCCGGCCAGGGCGGCAGAGCUUAUUCCGCUACCCGGAAUCGAAUUCGUUUGUAAGCCCGCGACGGUUAAAGAUGGAUUGAGCAACACUUUUGCCGCUGGCGAAGGUGCCCAGGGUCGUUCUUGGGGCAUUUGUAACACCAACGCAGGCGAUCGCUACGGCGGAUCGUCUCUAAUGCGGAUCGAAGAUGACACCUGCCAGACGAGCCCGACGAUUGCCCCAGCGCAUCUUGACGAUCCCUCGCGUCCCUACCCGAUUUACCAGGCUUGGUGGAUGACUCCGAGCGUCUUGAUCGCAGCCGAGAACGAUCCGCCAGCUUUGAUUGGCUCUCCUUUUGGUUGCACGCUUGAGCGGCUCAACACCCGUCCCGUGACUCAUACGGUCAUCGGGGUGAACGCCACGGGCGUGAUUGAUAUUGCCACUGCCAUGCUCAGCUGUCAGCCGAGUAUGGAUUGGGAUGGCGAUGGUCCGGGACAAUCGGUCGAUAGCAACCAUGCCACCAGUAAUUUCCGUAGCGAUCACCCUGGGGGUGGUAACUUCCUGUUCGGCGACGGAGCGGUCAAGUUCAUCCAGGACGGUAUCGAUCUGCCGACCUAUCGUGCCCUCUCCACCAUCCAGGGUGGCGAGACCAACACGAGCCCUCUUAACUAG